CGACUUGGACCAUUCACUAAUCGGAGUUGAGCUGCUUGUUUAAUUUCUGCAUUAAACAGAAAAAAAAAGAGGCGGGGAGGAGGUGUCAGGAAUUAUACAUGAAAAGGUCCCCUAAAGACCAAAGGAAAGGAAAAAACUUCGCUAGUGCUAUCCAGGAUGUGACAAGGUGAAGGCUGUUGAGGAUCAAGUUCUGAGUUUUUUCCUCCAUGUUUUCCUAGCUCAGAAUUAAACAGGAUCUGCAAGCUGGAAAAGUGACAGGGGAGAAGAAAUCUGCUGAACUCCUGGAAAACCCUUAGAAAUACCCCUCUGCAAACAAUAGUCUCUGUGAUGAGGAUGAUGCCAGUAGUAUACCCUGGUUCUGGGAUGUGGUCAAAUAUUUAGCCAGCACUGAAGAAAGACCCCGGACUAACAAAAAGAGCUCUUGACGGUAACUUCAUCAGACAUCAGCACCAUUGACAGGUGUCCAGGUAUGGGGUUCUCAGUCCAGGUGACACCAGUCAUCUUCAUCUUGUUGUUGAUAUCUACACAGCAUCCCGCUACAGGUGGUGGCCACGAUCCACUGAUUGUCUUGGAUGAUUAUGAGGACAAUGGUAUCAGACUCAGAUGUUCCUCUGAGCGGUUGAUUUCUGAAGUUCAGGUGUUGUGGACAGACAGUAAAGGAGAAAAUUUCACUGGAACACCACUCAACACUGGCCCUGGCAGUGCUCAUGCCAGUAGCUCCUUUAUUCUAAAACCAGGAUCGGGAAAUUCUGUGUCCUGCAAAAUAAUUGACAAAUUGCUGAAAAAAUCAACAGAGUCUUCAGUUGUAAUUGGAGAUGUUUUCUUUCCUGCCACCUCCCCUUGGCUGGCUGCUUUUGUUGUGAUCCUGCUCUUGAGCAUUCUCCUGGUUAUCGCUGCAACGUAUAAACUCAGAAAGAACAAUAAGACAACUGUUCGUGCGGAAAAUGCACAACGUGAAAUUGAAAAAGAAAUGAUACAGCUCAAAGACCAGCUGGCUAAGGAGCAGAACAAGUCACAGAAGGAAAUAGCCAGAAAAGAACUGGAAUUCAGGAGAGCUCGUAGCAAGGCAGUUAAUAUUACCCUGGAUGAGAACUGCAAAGAUCCAAAACUCAUCAUUGAGGAGAAAAAUAGAGUCAAGUCUUCCAUUCAGAAAGAGGUCACACCUAAAUUGAUUGUCGUAGCUACUGAAGGGUUUUCAGAUGAAAUCCAUUACUGGGAAGUGGAGGUGGGGGACAAGUCAGAGUGGGAGCUGGGGGUGGUGAGUGAGGAGAUUAGGAAUACACUGAAGGGCAGCAAGUCGAAGCCUUUUCUAGAGGGAUGCUUCAGUUUGCAGUUUUCUGAGGGCAAAUAUAGUCUAACUACUGGGGAGGACAUGAGAAAUUUGAAGCAAUGCACUGUGGUUGGUGUUUCCCUGGAUCAGGAAGAGGAAGUGCUUUCAUUCUAUAACGUUGAGGAAAAGUGCCUUCUUGGAUCUAUCUCUCUUGAUUUUUCUGGGAAGCUGUACCCAUUCUUCAGUCCAGGCCCUGAUGACAAAUGGUUGGGGAUACGUCCUGUCAGCAUUGCAAACCCAUUACCCUCUCUAUGAAGCUCUUCCACAGGACCAAGAAGACAUUAAUAUAUUGAUCACAGAGGAUGCAAAAGGAGAGAGGAAGAAAAAAAAUGUAUUUUCAGCCUUUAAAACCAUGCUUGAGAAAGAAAUACUCUCGAAAGUACUUCAAAAGUCUUUGUCUCCUGCUAAGAACUAAUUUUGUAAAAAUCUAGACUUAUUACUUGUUGCAAUUUUCUAGCAUUUCACCUGGACUAAUGAAGCAUGAAUUUAUUUCCCUGUUUGUUACAUUUGUUGUGCAUUCACUUUUAUCAAUAAAUCCAUAGAUUUAUUUACUAGGAAGAAUAUUAAUGCUAAUUGCAAAUUUUAUACAAAGUCAAAAACUACUGAUCAGAAAUCAAAUUGGGACCUAUGAAAUGCAAGUUGUCUUUUUGGAAUUCUGGUUGUAAGCUAUAUUCAGGCAUUCUAGAGUGAAAGGCAGAGUACUUACUGAAUGUGAUAAAACUCUCUCCUUUAAAGCAAUACCUCCUAAGUAAAUGCUUAUAUUUAAACAUCAGUUAAGAUAGCUUGACUUGAGGAAUGGGAGUCAACAGCUAGAUUCUGCUGACCGUAUUUAAAAGCCUAAUUUAAUCUGAGCUGCUAAGAAAAAUGUGAUCUAUCUGCAUAAUGCUAUCAGAUAACAUGGGAUUUAUGGGAGUAGCUGCUGAAGAUGCAGUAAGAUAUGAUAUGGCAUCUCAAAUGGCAAUAGAUGUCUAUCUUCAGACAAGUGAAUCACGCUCCUUUCUCUACUGACUCUAAAGGCAGCUUCCAAAACACUUACUUGCAUAUAGACACAGAAUUAGGUGUCUUAAUUUUCAAGCUGAAUAUCAUCUGUAAUUUAAGGUGAGCCAACACUAAAAAUGAAGUUAGCUGACUAUCACCAUUUCAGCUGAGUUUACAGCUCUCAUGAAUAAAAGCGGACUGAACAACUGAAAUGACAGUCGGGGAACACAGUCAGUGUCGUGAGAUGUGUUCCUUCAAACCACGUAGCUCAAUUACUCAAAGCAACCAGUCUCUUGAAAAAUGACCAAGUCAGAAAAGGGACAGAUUCAUUAAAGCAAAGGUAGGACAUCAAUGUGGGCAUGUAUUAUUAUCCACUAGCCUGCCUUUGAGGAAUGUAAUGCUUUCCUAUACAAUGCUCGCUUUGCCUCCUUCUUUUUCUUUUUGUGCAUUUAGACUAAAUACCAGACUGUUGCAAGUCAUGGUGUACUCCACAGGUGACUAUUAAUCUCUGUUAAUCCAGAUGACCCAAUGUCUUCUAAGUUUCAUAGAUAAUGCUCCUUUAUUUUUUAUUUAUUUUCCCCCAAUGGUAGUUCAUCAAGAGAGGACUCAGAGAACAUGCUUGCUGGAGCUUAUGUAGAUUGCAGGUAAAAGAUAAUAGUACAAGGAAAUAGUCUCUGAAAUGUGGCCAUAAAGGUAUGGGGUAGGGCCUGCCAAGGGUCAAAAACUAAUUGAUUUAGCCUGCUUGUGACAGGUGCUGUAACAGAAGGAAAACGGUGGUAGUAAGACACAACUAACGGGGUCUGUGUGCACAGAAGAGAUGUAGUGUUGCAGCUCUGUGGGCUGCACUGCUUGUCUGAAGUAUCUGGAGAUAGGACCCUGGAAAAGUUUCCAGGGAGAUUUCCACUGUGGCAGCCUGGACCACCAUUCCUCUCUAUCAAUCAGGUGUCCUGGAAGCAGAGUGAAAGGAUCAUGUGACAUCUGCUUGAUAGCCCUGUUAUCCUCCUUAACCCUUGGAAGGAACUUAUUUACAGAGAUCAGCUCUCCAUUGUGGCAGCAGGGGAAAAUUUUUUCUGAAUGUACUUCUACAGUAGACUAGCAUCUUUCCAUGUUUGCAACAGCUCAAAGCAGAGAGGUUGGGAAUGAGAAUGCACAUCUGUAUUUAUUGACUACGGACAGCUAGCUUACACUUAGAUGAGAACUUUUUUAUUAGAGAGAAAGGAAACUCGCUCUUUGCCUGCACUAAGUGAAAAGCCAUACCCACUCCCUGAGGCGGAGGUCCCUCUGCAUUUACCAGGGUGAACAGCACAAACUGCAGCUACUCCAGAAUAGUAAACAUACUGAACUUCACCUCUCUGGGGCAAACUCUUAGUUGUGAAGCUACUCCUCUCUGACUUUAGCUGUUGCUAUGGAAAGCCAAUUUAGCAGUAUUGGUUACCUACUCUGUAAUAUAUGUUGAACCCCACUGCUGUGCAGAGUGAUUACAAUUUACUGUGUCAAAUAUUAAAAAAAAUUUAAAUUUAAGGAAGACUUCCCUCAAGAGAAGGGGAAGAAGCAGAGGUGAAAGCUAGGACUGACAUGCUUCCAGGCCGAGCAUGAACAUGCUCACUGGCCCCAUCACAGACACCCUUCCUUUCCUGCUGGCUGGGCAGUUUUGCUCAGCUUCCAAUUUUUUGCUCUGUUUCAUGUGGUUUUAUACUUCUUUUGUGUCAGUAUUUUUUCCUUCUGAUUCCAUGAG
Molecule: messenger RNA, 4043 nt
Organism: Struthio camelus australis
Lineage: Eukaryota; Metazoa; Chordata; Aves; Struthioniformes; Struthionidae
Source: RefSeq, a predicted model, not a curated record